Osmia bicornis bicornis is the source of this 1104-nucleotide messenger RNA. RefSeq names its product esterase AGAP003155. Gene Ontology annotation, biological process: response to retinoic acid. The transcript has 5 exons. Gene Ontology annotation, cellular component: cytoplasm; nucleus. Bases 434 to 1099 code for a protein of 221 amino acids. NCBI's taxonomy places the organism in Eukaryota, Metazoa, Arthropoda, Insecta, Hymenoptera, Megachilidae. The record is from RefSeq and is a predicted model, not a curated record.
AACUUUAAAAAUACUAGGCGGUCUUUUCAAAAUAUAAGUUUGUCAAAUAAUUAUUCUAAUAAUUUUUCGGUCUUGUAAUUUCAUAAACCUCAUUUAGUUGUUUACUUCGAUACCCACGUGUAUGUUAUAUAUAGAAAUAAAAAGUGUCAGGAUAGAAUUAACCUCUUCUUGUUGAUUCUUUAACCUAUUUUUGUCAUCGUAUUCUAUUUACAAUAUAAAUAAUAUAUUAUACAGAUAUGACUUUACGAAUAAAAUCAAUUAGAAAUUAAUACUAUUUAUGAUUUUGAUAAAUAUAAGUAAAUGUUUCCUAAUCAUUUAAAAAUAGUAUUAAAAUAUAGGUAGUUUUGUGCUGCUAACCUUCAUUGUAUAUAUAUUUUUAUAUGGUAACAAUAUUUGUAAUUUAUUACUAAAAAUAAUUUAUUUGGAAACUAAUAUGAGUAACUCAUUUGAAAAACUAAGGGUACUUGCUAUUCAUGGAUAUGCUCAAUCAGAUGUUAUUUUUAAAUCAAAAUUAGGUUCCUUGAGGAAAGGAUUUAAGAAAGAAGUAGAAUUUACAUUUUUAAGAGCACCGCAUGAAGUUCCAAUGAAAAGUAAUUUUGGUUCUGAUGGAGUAGAAAAAGGAUAUGGAUGGUGGUUUAAUACAGAAGAUCAUAUAUUUAAAGCAAUUGUUCCAAGCAAUUUAUCUGUAGGUUUUGAAGAUAGUACAGCUGUAAUUGAAAAGGCAUUUCAAGAAUCUGGUCCUUUUGAUGGCAUUUUAGGUUUUUCACAGGGUGCAGCAUUUGCAGUUUUACUGUGUUUUAUGCAACAAAAAAAUUUGUUGAAAAUCAAAUUUGAUUUUGCAAUUAUCAUAUCUGGAUUUAAGUCAUUAUGCACACCUCACACAAUGUAUUAUCGUGAAAAAAUAAGUAUACCUUCUUUACAUAUAUAUGGAGAGGCUGAUCAAGUUAUUUCAACAGCAAUGGCAGAAGAAGUUAGUGAAAUGUUUGUAAAUAAAACUACAAUAACUCAUGUUGGUGGUCAUUAUGUACCAAGCAAAAAGGAAUAUUACACAGAAUUUAUUAUAAAAAUGUUAGAACACAAAAAUAAAAAGAAUGCCUAAAUACU